Helicoverpa zea (corn earworm) is the source of this 1167-nucleotide messenger RNA. RefSeq lists its product as uncharacterized. The annotation marks the transcript as partial. Lineage: Eukaryota; Metazoa; Arthropoda; Insecta; Lepidoptera; Noctuidae. The transcript has a single exon. The record is from RefSeq and is a predicted model, not a curated record.
AUAGUAUUUAAUAAAUUGCUUCAUUUCAUUACAGGUGACCAAACUAAUCAUGCCCUUCGAGCCAGGCAUAGCUAUUACAUACCUAGAUGCACGGCGCACUCUGAAAACUGCUGUAAGUCGGAGGUCAAUGUUGUCCUCCAAAAAGAGUAUGUUUUACCGACCGGUUCUAGUAAACGCGACUUAAAUGAACACGCCUCCUUUAGAAGUCUUGGAGAGUAUUACAAGAAAUAUGAACAUGAUGAAGUGCCCGUUAAAGAUUCCAACCAUGAAGAUUCAACUGUAGGCGACAAAGGAUCUUUAACUAAUUCGGAACUUGAUAAAUUAGAGUUGAAAAUAUUCAAGAACAUGUCACAGGAACUACAAACUGAAAACUCGCUCACAAGUUUGGAGUCAAACAUAAAAUUUUUCAGAACGACUGUUCAAGAGAUUUUUGAUAAUUUCUAUGCAAGUAUGCGUGACUUUGAAGUUUAUAAAAAGAGAUUUAACGAGAUUCUUGCUAAAAAUAAAGAGGACGCGUUAGCUGAUAUGGAAGAAUUCAUUAAAGAUAUGAUACACCACAUUAUGUCUUCGGAAACUCUAAUUUCUAAUGAGAGCAAGAAAUCGAAUGACUUUGCGGCCAUAUCGUUUAAAGACAAAGAAACUCAUAUAAGCAGCUUCGACGACGACUCCAGCUUCGAUACAACCACUAUUUCUACGGCGGAACACCUGCAUUCGGUAAUAGAAGCCUACAAGAAUGACAAUUAUCUCACGGAUUCCACUUUGACUGAUCGUUCUUCAAAACCAAAAAGUCGCUCUAACAAGGAAGAGAUCUUCAAUAUUUAUCUUUUAAGUGGAAACCCAUGCGUACAAAUUAAGAUGAAUGAACGAAACUUGCUAUCGGAAAUCAACAUAAAAGAGCCUUUUCUAAGCUCAAGUGAAGGUAAACCUGUUGCAUCUGCAGAGAACAUGGAGAGGCUGGCUGCUAAGAAGCUGGAGCUGAAGAACUAUGUCGAGCAACUACAGGACUAUAACGCGCCCGAUAGAGAAAUACCUGUCAAGGUUUCCUACGCCAAGAAAAAUAUACACCUCAAUGAGGACUUUUCCCAUGACCGGGAAAAUGAAAAAUCAUUUAUGUCUAAACUUUGUAAUUUUUUGUGCAGGAAAUUCCGCAAAACUACGUAUUCGUAA